Messenger RNA from Amoebophrya sp. A25, 2946 nucleotides. The record is from the annotation of a GenBank genome assembly. Lineage: Eukaryota; Dinophyceae; Syndiniales; Amoebophryaceae.
CCUAAGUAGAGAGAACAAGAAGUUUGUACGACGAGUGCAACCGAGUCUUAAUUUGGCGCCAAGUCGGGGUAGGAGUAGUAGUUGAUGUUUUGACGAGGAAGAAAACUGACACUACGAAUCAGUCACAACAUGUUUCUGAAUUCUCCGGUUGGGCUCUCUGUCGGAGGUUUCGCGGUAAAUCGUUCCCCCCUGACUGCCGGAUCUCGUGAUAGCCACACCGAGGUAAAAAAGAACAACCAGUAUGUCCGCUCUCAGGCCGCUGAGUCGCCAGUGGACGACGAGGUCGCAUCUCAGCGCGGCCUUCUUGGCGAGCCCGCACUCCGCUGCCCGAAACUGAUGCAGAGCAGGAGUCCUUUAUCGUUUUUCAGCGAGCCGCCAACAAAUUCUGCUUGCAGUUUUCUCUCUCAACAAGAAAAUUCUGAUGGUCAACAGUUUCCGCUUCCAAGAACCUCCAACGUGUUUCAAGUUCCGAAGUUCACACUACGUGCCGGAUUGCAGGACUUCGAGACACGUAUCGCACAGCGCGAACAACAAUGGCGAGCUUUGGUUGGAGACGAUGAGGAGGAAGGCGAUGAAGAUGGGAACAACAAAAAUGCUCUCGAACGCGAACAAGAACAUCAUCAAGGCCCAUAUUAUAACAUCAUCGACGACGAGGAGGUUGAAGAUCAGCAAGUUGUAGGUAGUCAGCAAGGGCGGGGAUAUGUUGAAGAACUGGGGUACUACGAGGAUGUCAAAGAUUGGGACGAAGAUUAUGGAGCAGAAAAUAGGGAGGCAGUGGAUCGCGAGCUCGAAGCAGAAAUUGACCGGGUCCAACAGCACGUUAUUCAGUGGACACGCCCUGCUGCAUCUGCGCGAAAACCUGUGGCAGCUUCAACACGACGUCGUGCUGGCAGAGGUGGUAGACAGGAUUGCUUUAGUAAGAUAACAGUCGGUUCUUUGAAUACUAGCUCUACCUCUAGCACUCUUGCUCAAGCAGGUCGAGUUACUACCUCAAGAAGUAGUGCCGGCAGAAGAAGUAGGAAGAACAGCAAGAAUAAUGCCCCUCUUCUAGAACAUCAACAGGCAAGAGCGACGGUUGGUUCGUCGGGUCGCGCUAGGUCGACAGCGGAAGAGCAGAAAAGGUUCUACCGCUUGCUCGCGAGCCGAGAAAUGGUCGAGCAAGGCGCGGUAGAGGAACUUCCGUAUCGCAAGUUGUCUUCAGCUGCAAGGGCAUCCUCGAUGAAGGCAGGCACCAGGAGGGCAGAAGAUGAGACUGUCAACCUGAAGUCGAGGGCGCCAUCAAUGAUAGCGGCGCCUAAUCCACAAGUAGAAGACACUACGACACAGGGUCUAAAAAUGAACGAUGAGACACCAAACAGUGCAGUAACAAGGCGAGCAGAUGAGGCCUUAGGUCUUUCGUCGCGAGUGCUGGAACCAUCUCCAAGGCUGGACUUCACUGCCGCAGCUUUUACGUCGCCCCGGUUCCGGAAAGACGGCUUGAGUUUUUUUCAGCCCCCGGCACGGCAAGUAGACCUUCAGCUACUCGCUUCUGAGAAGCCCAAUGUACUAAAGGCAGGCAUGAAGCAGCCCGCGGUCCAGGAAGCGUUAAGUGCAAGUUCGUCGUCCACAGCUGCUUCAGGAGGACCACCUACAUCUGGAAACGCUUCAGCGCUAUCCUCCCGACGUAGUAGUGACGCUACUGUCGCAUCUACUGUGCAACCAGGCGCGCUUACACAGCUCAUAACGAAGAGCCUCGAGCAGCUUCACGUAAACUGCGAGGGACUCAGCAACAUUUCUUCCAAUGCCAAUUUAUACACUCUAUCAUCAUCCUCAUCUUCCCCAGUAGAGGAGAAAGCAGCCGCUGCUGAAAUGAAUGAUGGAGAAGUACUAGAAGUCGACUUAAAUGUGAACGUUCUGGAAGUAGCAGCGGGCAGUCCACAUCUCCAUGUUGUUGAGUCGCAAGAUGAUGAUCGAGGUGCACGGCUGCACGGGGGAAGAGGAACAAGAGCGCCCAGAGCCACAGGUGAUCAGCGUCGCCGGCCACCUUCGUCGUCCAGCAGAGCUCGUAGUCCUCUGCGGCUCGCUGGAGUCGCUUCUGCCAAGAGGAGAUCUCGCAUUCCUCCGGGUGGCGGCAAUGAUGCGAGCGUUAGUACAUUCCACAGGUCUGGCAGCACCACACGACGCGAUCAAAUGGUUUUCGGAUCGCUCUACGCCGACGCGCAGAGGCGACAGAAUCUAGCCGCAGAACGGGAACAACAACGGUUGGCGGAGGAAUUGGGGCUCGAUAAAGAGGACGUGGAAGCUGGAGAUAACGGUGAACAACUGCGACUGGCCAUGUCCGCUCGCUGCACGAGAGCGGGGUCUUCCGUCCCAGGGAAUAUGCCUGCGUCGCUGCAGCUGCGCUCAAGCAGCGUCCAACCCUCUCUGCGAAACGCCAGUCGUGCACGUUCCGAUCGUUCGCGACCAGAAAAAGGAUCAGUUUCAGCGUCAUCUUCUAAAAAAAGCACUAGAUCUAGAACUAGAAGCAAAGACGACAAUGCGUCUAAUGAUGAUGAUCGAGGACAGGAGCGACAAAGCUGCCAGAAGACGCACCUAGAGCGAGAAGCUGAAUUUGCGGAGAAACGACGGCUCUGGCGCGAAGAGGCUAAGGCACGUGCGGAUCGAGAUCGGGAGGAGCGGGAACUAGCGGAGUGCACUUUCCGACCACGCAGAGAGGGACCACCUCCGCGUUUCUCUCCUCUCUCUGCCAGAGGAAGAAACGAAGGAGCACGGUCAAAUCAAGGUCCCCAGCUCGAUAUCGAGCAGGAUGUUCAACAACGUGAAAGAUUUUCCCCAGGAAGAGGAAGCACGAACAAAGCCGACCGGAGGCCACACAGGGACUUUCGAGAGGAUCGAAUGGUAGCACUACUGCGAGCCGGUGGAGCUGUGUUCGGAGACGUUGAAACUGAAGGAACGAGAAUAACGUAA